CCCUCGUGCGUGCAUCAUGCACCUUGCCAUGGCGGCAGAGCCGGGCAGACCAAUCACCACAUGUGCAGCAGCCUCUACCGGUACACUGUGGCCACAGACUGACACGACUGCGGACUGCUACAGGUGUCAGGCCAGACUGCAGAACCAUACCUACCACAAUACCCACAGAUGUUGAAAGCCUAAUGAACGAAUCACGCUGCACACAAAAGCGAACUUCUUUCCCAGGAGUGCAAAAGAACGUUUGCAGAAAAAGAGCGUUUGCAAAGAAGCUCCUCUAAGUAACUGUGGCGAUGGCCAAGGUGGCGCCAGCAAGUUUUAUGGAGAUUCUGAAUUUUCCACGAACAGAAGCUGUGAAGAUCCCACGGCUGGGUUUUGGGACUUAUCAGAUAACGCCUGGCAGGGAUACCGAGGCGGCGGUGUUAGUAGCUUUGAAAGAAGGGUACCGGCACAUUGAUACUGCAGCCCUUUAUGGCAAUGAGCAAGCUGUUGGUGCUGCGGUGCGGAAGAGCGGUCUGCCUCGCGAGGACGUGUUUGUGACCACCAAGCUUUGGCACAGCGACCACGGCUUCCAGAAGGCACAGCAGGCGUUCGACAGGAGCCUGCGCAAACUGGGGCUUGACUAUGUCGACCUCUACCUGGUGCACUCCCCGGGCCGCCCCGGCAACCGCACAGAAACGUGGCAGGCGAUGGAGGCAAUCCUUGAGAGCGGAAAAGCGAGGUCGAUAGGCGUCAGCAAUUACGGGGUGCGCCACCUGCAGCAGUUGCUUAGAACUUGCAAGUACCGCCCUGCCGUGAAUCAGAUCGAACUCCAUCCGUACAACCAGCACCGAGACAUUGUCGAGUUCUGCGAGGAACACAAGAUUGCGCUCGAAGCCUACGCCCCCUUGACACGAGGGUACCGGAUCAAGGACCCUCAGCUUGCCAAGGUUGCUAAGAAGUACGGACAGACGCCAGCUCAGAUCCUCAUUCGGUGGGGCCUUCAAAAGAACUAUGUCGUGCUUCCAAAGUCGGUCAAGCCGGACAGGAUACGCGAAAACAUGCAGGUGACGGACUUUGAAAUUGCUCCGGAGGAUGUCGCCUUUCUUGAUUCGCUGGAUGAGGGGCUGGUCACAGACUGGGACCCUACGGUCGAACCAUGAUCGUAACUUUUCUGCAUGCGAAAUCAAGUUCCGCAAUUGUUGAUUAUGUAAAGUUACAGAGAGUCCAGAAGCAGGCUUAAGGAGUGUUGAGUAGAUCGGGCAGAAACAAACAGCAAGUAGUGAGGCAACGCACGCACUUAAUCAAUCAGACGGUACCCAGUACGGUAGGCGUAGGAGAUUCUUCGAACAGCACGGAGAGAACAUCAAUCGUUUCAUUUGGCGGACAAAGACCCAAUAUUGGCACGCGUUUUAUCAGGAUUACCCAUCACCAUGGC
This is a messenger RNA of Klebsormidium nitens, 1414 nucleotides long. The record is from the annotation of a GenBank genome assembly. Lineage: Eukaryota; Viridiplantae; Streptophyta; Klebsormidiophyceae; Klebsormidiales; Klebsormidiaceae.